AUAUUGUCCAGGUAAUCAAAUCAUAACAGCACCACUACGUUUUUGACCAUCAAUCAAACAAUACGUAGUUCAAACUAAUCAUCCCAUUUUAGAGAAAUAUCCAUCAACAAACAAGCAUUUAACUGACCUACGUUUGAAAGAUCAUUAUUUUAAUUUCUGCAUCAACGUGAUCAAUCCCUCCCCCCCCCAUUUUUUCAAUCUUAAAUAUCAACUAAUACAAUGUCUUCCUCAGUCCCAUAUGAUCCAUACAUCCCUAACCAGACUACUGGUGAUCAAUCGAAUUCUAGAACUGCUGCUAUACAAGCUCAAAUCGAUGAUACUGUUGGAAUUAUGAGAGAUAACAUCAACAAAGUCGCUGAAAGAGGUGAAAGAUUAGAUUCUAUAGAAAACAAGACUGACAAUUUGGCUAUCAGUGCACAAGGUUUUAGAAGAGGUGCCAACAGAGUUAGAAAAGAUAUGUGGUGGAAAGACUUUAAAAUGAGAAUGUGCCUCAUUUUUGGUAUAAUCAUUGUUAUUAUUGUGAUUGUCGUUCCAAUUGCUGUUCAUUUCAGUUAGGUGGUAUAACUAUCUGGUUGAUUUAAUUUUAUUCUUACUUCUAAUUUUGGAAAUUUGUUUUUCCAUUUAUUCAUCUUCUUUCUUGUUUUGUUCUAUUUUUUAUACUCUCAAUCAGGAAUAUACUAAGUGUUAUAAUAAAUGAAUAUAUACAUUCUCAUGGUUGUUAUUA
This is a messenger RNA of Spathaspora passalidarum NRRL Y-27907, 724 nucleotides long. RefSeq names its product SNAP receptor. Gene Ontology annotation, biological process: vesicle fusion; vesicle-mediated transport. NCBI's taxonomy places the organism in Eukaryota, Fungi, Ascomycota, Pichiomycetes, Serinales, Debaryomycetaceae. Bases 220 to 555 code for a protein of 111 amino acids. The transcript is spliced from 2 exons. The record is from RefSeq and is a predicted model, not a curated record. Gene Ontology annotation, cellular component: plasma membrane; SNARE complex. Gene Ontology annotation, molecular function: SNAP receptor activity; syntaxin binding.